Morone saxatilis (striped sea-bass) is the source of this 1290-nucleotide messenger RNA. Its product is annotated as hyaluronan and proteoglycan link protein 3-like. Gene Ontology annotation, molecular function: hyaluronic acid binding. Lineage: Eukaryota; Metazoa; Chordata; Actinopteri; Moronidae. The record is from RefSeq and is a predicted model, not a curated record. Gene Ontology annotation, biological process: cell adhesion.
CGUCAAAGAUUUCUUUGGGAAAGGAUUUAAACCACGCAAGCGGAAUAUCAAGGUGUUUUGCGGCUUGAGGAUUGCACAGAGACCACGAAGGAUCAGGAUUUGUCGUUCAGCCAGGAUGAUGAUUUAUUGCACCCAAACUCUGCUGUUGUUGUUGUCUCAUCUGGUUCUGUCAGGCCGGGCCCUGACUGUCCCCACAAUCCCUGACAGCUUCUUCUACCAUGACUUCCUCAAUGGAAAUGGCAACAAAGAAAUUCAUUUCAGUGGUGUGAAGCUGAAUGUGGAGUCUGCUCAGCCAUCAGUGUUUGCAGUCAGAGGGGGUAACGCCACCAUGCCGUGCAGGUUUUGGCAUGAGCCUGAGUUGAGCUCACCAAGGGAAGUCCGUGUCAAGUGGUCCUGGCUGCCUGUUGCUGGGGGAGAGGAGAUAGACGUGCUGGUGGCUAUUGGCUCCCGCAGUCGAAGUUUUGGGGAGUUCAGAGGUCGCGUGCAGCUCAGACAGGAUUUCCCAGGAGAUGCAGCACUUGUGAUGACUAAACUCCAGCUGAAUGACACAGGCCAUUACCGCUGCGAGGUGGUGGACAGACUGGAGGACAAGAGCUCUUCAGUUUAUCUGGAGUUACGAGGUGUGGUGUUUCCCUACCAGCACCCUCGUGGUCAGUACCACCUGAGCUUCCUGGGAGCCCAGCAGGUCUGCGAGGAGCAGGACUCCACAAUGGCCACCUUCACCCAGCUCUUUCAGGCCUGGAAGGAGGGUCUGAACUGGUGCAAUGCAGGCUGGCUGGCUGACGGGACAGUCCAGUACCCCAUCACCCGGCCCAGGAUGCCCUGCGGGGGGCACGGCCUCGCCCCGGGUGUCCGGAGUUACGGCAAACGGCACCCGCACCUUCAGCGCUACGAUGUCUUCUGCUUCUCGUCUUCACUCCAAGGUAAAGUCUUUUAUCUUCAGCCCUCUGACAAGAUGAACCUGACUGAGGCUCAGCAGGCGUGUCAGGAGUACGGAGCAGAGAUCGCCAAAGUCGGGCAACUCUACGCCUCCUGGAAAUUCGCAGGGCUGGACCACUGUGACGCUGGCUGGCUGGCUGAUGGAAGCGUCCGGUACGCCAUCACCAGGCCACGAAGAAACUGUGGUCCCUCUGAGCCCGGAGUGCGCAGCUUUGGCUUCCCACCUCCCCAGCACAAGCAUGGAGUCUACUGCUACGAGUCAGAUGAUGAAUGACUGUAGAACGUACUGUAGAGCUGAUGAAGACCAUGACUUCUAUGUGGAAUUUAAGUUGUGAUUAUUUUGUUACUGAC